CUCAAUCCCCAAACCAGAUCGAGAACGGAGAUGGAAGGGAAGAGAGCGCCGGCGGCCGCCGCAGCAGCCAUCUCGGCCGUGCUCGACGACGACGACCUCCUCGGUGAGAUCCUCCUCCGCCUCGCCUUCCCCACCAGCCUCGUCCGCGCCGCGCUCGUCUGCAAGCGCUGGCUCCUCCACGCCGCCGCGCCCGCCUUCCUCCGCCGCUUCCGCGGCCUCCACCAGCCCAGCCUUCUCGGCUUCUACGUCGUCAGCACAGCCAUCCACCCCCCUCGGUUCGUGGCGCUCCCCCAGCCCCCUGAGCUCGCCGACGUCGUCCGCCGCGGUAGCUUCGAUCUGGAUUCCUUGGGCCCCGACAGGUUCGACCUGGAUUGCUGGAACGGCCUCCUCCUCCUCUCAACCUUCGAGAUGUACCCGGACCGCACCAUGAACCCAACAAGGGUGCGUUGUCCCCUCUACCCUGCGAGGGACACGGCCAUCCUCCCAACAGUCCCCAUUACCAGCAUCCAUCACGACGGCUUCACAUACCACGAUCGUGAGAUCCUCGUCAGUGGGAGCGGCGGCCAGUGUCUGUCCUACUUCUGUUUGGCAAUAAUGGAUAAAGAGCAGCAGACGGUUGUGGAUGUGUACGCACUACAACAAGGUACCUGGACCAUCUACUCUUCCUCUGUAACUGAAAUCCCUAGAAUUGGACUGCUCUUGCCUUCUACUUUGAUUGGUGACACUAAUAAAAUCUACAAUGUGGCCUUUGUGAACAACAGUUAUAAGUUGAUCCUGCUAGACCUUGUGUCCGCAUCUUUGUCAUUAGUGAACUUUCCGGAAGAGGUUAAGGGCUUGAGCUUCGAGCUGUCACUCACGGAUGAUUCUCAGCUUCAUCUGAUCCAUGUAAAAGGGUCUCAGCUUCGCAUCUGGCUCCACAGAAUGGAUAGCAAUGGCGUCUCCAACUGGUUGCUUGAGCGUACCAUUUGUUUGCGUGAGAUAUGUGCUAACUAUAGGAUACCAACUUGCAUGUUCAAGGAUGGGAGUGAUUCAGCAUUUACCAGGAUGCAUGCGGUUGGGGUGAAUGCCGAGUUUGUUUUCUUGGAGAUGGAAGAUGUCCUCUACCUGUUUGAUAUUAAGAGCAAGGCGGCAAAGCAGGUUUACAAGAUGACGCCAGAGGAUAACAUUUUGAAUAGUGUCAUUCCUUUCAUGAUGGUUUGGCCUCCUAAAUUCCCUGCGAUGAAGGAGAUGCAAGAUCCAACAGAAUUACCCUGAACCGAUUGUUAGAAGUGGAUAUACAAAUCUGAUAAAGGAAGACAACACAACUGCAGACUUUUCUUGUAUUCUUUUUGAAAUUCUGGCACUCCCAAGUUCUGCAGAAAUAUCACUGAAAGUUGUUUGCUGAACCAAGAUAAUUGCUUCAAUUUCAUCUAUAUUUUAUCAGGUAACUGAAAUCAAUGGUAUCAAACGCCAUAACCAGUGGAGGGCUGGAGGCAGCAGAUAAUGCAGACAUGGGUCUGUCCACUGAUUACGAGUCGAGGGACUAGUCGACAGACUAGUCUACGAGUCGCAACUUGAGUGUCGACUACAAAUCUCGUGUAGACUACUUGGUCUAGUCGAGCAGUCGACAGACUAGUCGUAGACUAGUCUGGACUAGUCGAGCUAUUUGAGUCGAGCGACUCAAAAUUUUGAGGGGAUAAGUCCCCCAGCCUGGCCGGAGCUCGUGCUCGGGCGGCAGCCAUGGCCGUGACAUUUAGGCGUGCGCGGCCCUGAGACGAGAGAGAAGGAAGAGAGAUAGAGGAGAGGAGAGGAGAGGAGGAGGCAUGGAGGUGGUCGGCGGCAGCGGCCGGGGCCGGCUGGAGGCGCGGGUCGUGCACGCGUGCUCCCGUGUGUGAUGGUGCUGGCGGCGGCAAUGGGAUUGAUCGGGAGCUAGGGUUCCAGUGACGGGAGCUAAGUAGGCUGGCCACUUGGGCCCAAAUGGGCCAGCUGGGGGGUGUUGUGUGGUGCUGGGCUGGGCCUGGCGAGGGUUGCCUAACACUUCUGGUUUUAUUGCAUAUUGUACUGUUUAUAUAUACUAUAUACUACUACUAGUUAUUAACAAUAGUUGAGUACUACAGUACCAUGUCGACUAGUCCAGCACUAGUCUAGACUAGUCACGAUUAGUCUAUGAGUCUCAACCUCGGAACGACUCGUCGACACGUAAACCUUGGGUCUGUCAUAGUACCAGCAGAUCCGCAGCGUUCCAUACUACCAGUUUUGCACAUUGUUGUAAAGGUGCUACCAACUUACCAUGUCGACUUAUGCAACUGUUAGGCAUUACAUGCCUGAUUUUGCAUGUACGGAUGAUGCUUCUGCUAGACCAGUGCAACUCUUCUAUAUGUAUGGUACUUU
Messenger RNA from Triticum aestivum (bread wheat), 2370 nucleotides. RefSeq lists its product as uncharacterized. The coding region runs from base 31 to 1254 and encodes 407 amino acids. The transcript is spliced from 2 exons. The record is from RefSeq and is a predicted model, not a curated record. Gene Ontology annotation, molecular function: protein binding. NCBI's taxonomy places the organism in Eukaryota, Viridiplantae, Streptophyta, Magnoliopsida, Poales, Poaceae.